CCUUUUGAUUUUAUUUUUGUUUUGCCUAAAGACCCUGUGUGGACAGUAAUGACCGCACGUUUCCGAUUGCCUGCUGGCAGAACCUACAAUGUACGAGCAUCUGAGCUGGCACGAGACAGGCAGCAUACGGAGGUGGUCUGCAACAUUCUUCUCCUGGAUAACACUGUACAAGCUUUCAGAGUUAAUAAACACGAUCAGGGACAAGUUCUGUUGGAUAUAGUCUUCAAACAUCUCGAUUUGACAGAGAGGGAUUACUUUGGUUUACAACUGGCAGAUGAACCCACUGAUAACCCUAGGUGGUUGGAUCCAAACAAACCUAUCAGGAAACAAUUAAAAAGAGGAUCUCCUCACAGUUUGAACUUGAGAGUUAAGUUUUUUGUAAGUGACCCAAACAAGCUCCAAGAAGAAUAUACAAGGUAGGUCUAGUUAAUUUAUCAAUAG
Messenger RNA from Meleagris gallopavo (turkey), 441 nucleotides. Lineage: Eukaryota; Metazoa; Chordata; Aves; Galliformes; Phasianidae. The record is from RefSeq and is a predicted model, not a curated record.